CCGUUCUGGUGACGUGAGAAAUAUUCUGAAGGACACCUGGCAGCACACAGUGACCUAUGAACGGGGGAGUCAGCCAUGACUCCGGUUGGCAAUGGAUGGUUCUGUAGGAGUCUCAGCGUUCUGCUGUUCGUCUGUUUGGUGAGAGUGGCGUCCGAAGAUUUAGAUGAGGAAGACAAUCCAGAAAGCCUGCGGCGAAUCAGGGCGAGUAUAUUUUUCCGACCAGCCGGAGAGACAAACGAGACAGAGCGGACCGACAGCGAGGAUAGACUUAAGCAGGCUGCUGACAUCCGCGGAAGGGCGAGCGAGAGGAAGGUGCUUGGGGUGUUCGCCCGGGAGUACAGGUGCGGGGAGGGGGAGACCGUCCCCCAACUCUGGAUCUGUGACGGGACGGAGGACUGCCGCGAUGGACGGGACGAGGACGAAUGUGUCGACCGUUGUGGCUCCUUGGGAUACCCAGACAUUGGCUGUGAAUGCGACAUCGGCAACUGCGCCGCCCAGCGGCCUUCCCCUCUCUGCAGGUGCCCGGCUGGUCAGUGUAGGGCGAGGAUACCGAGCAAGUGCGAUGAUGCUCCGAUCUAUCCAGCACCACCUUUCAACCCCUUCCUGUUGGCAUCCAGACAUCGCGCACCAACAGUCGAGUGCAAUACCCCUAUGGACCUGGCCUUUGUGAUAGACGGCUCGGCCAGUGUGGGGCCGCUGCAGUUCGAGAAGUCCAAGAAGUUCGUGCGGGACAUGGUGGACGGGUUCGACAUCGGUUCUGCGCAGACUCGGGUGGGCGUGGUGCAGUUCGCCUGGAUGGUGCAGGCCGAGUUUAACCUGGGGGACUACCUGGACGGCACAGACCUCAGGAACGCCAUAGCUAGAAUCCGCUACAUGGACGGCCCUGGGACAGAGAUCGGCAAAGCCCUGGUGUUCACGAAGAGACGGCUGUUCUCGGAGCUGUACGGGGCCCGUCCGGAAACACAGGAUGUUCCCCGGAUAGUCAUCCUCAUUACGGACGGCAGGAGCUCACCAGAGUCACAGAUCUCCGUGUGGUCAGCCGCUCAUGAGCUCCACACGGCCGGGGUGGUGGUGUACGCGGUGGGGGUGGGGGAAGCCGUGGACGAGGCUGAGCUGGAGACCGCCGCCAGCGACAGCUCCAAGGUGUACCACGUCACGGACUUCGACUCGCUCAUGAUGCUAUCACUGCAAGACUCCAUACAGCAGAGCGUUUGUCUCGGCGGCGCUAACGUGACGGUGACGUGCACGUCCUACCACAUGCAGGUGGACUUGUCCCGCGUGCAGCUGCCUCAGCUGGAGGCGAGGCGCAUGCGCCUGAUAGACCCAUCCUGCAGGGCGACCAGUAACACCACUCACGUGACCCUGUGGACGUACCUGGAUGGUUGCGGCACCAGUAGAACAGAAACGGAUGACUCUAUCGUGUACAUCAACACAAUUGUUGAGGACCUGGACCUUGUGCAGGCACCCACGGGUGGGAAUCCCGCUCAGCAGUGCGGACUGCAGGUCAAGUUCACCUGCCGCAUGGCCCGGACGGGAACUGUCGCCACGACUGGAGCCUUCAACGCCAUCACCGAGCCAGAAAGAUUCUACAGCACUGGACAUGGGCAUUUCCACUUGACGAUGACGUUCUACGCAGACUUGGACUACCAGGUUCCGGCGCCCGAGCCGCUGAGUGUGCGGGUGUGUGACAUGGUGUACGUACAGAUCCAGCUGUACUCUGCCGACCCUGACCUGCGGGUGUUCGCUCUGGACUGCUGGGCAACACCGACAGCUGCGGACACCGCCGGGCCACUGCUGUAUGACAUCAUCAAGAAUGGCUGUGGCGUGGAUCCUACAUUCCAGCCUGUCACCUCUGACGUCCCGUCAGCCCAACGGUUCGGGUUCCAGGCCUUCAAGUUUGCCGGUGUGUCGUCAGGGUCGGUGGUGCUACGCUGUCAGGUGCUGGUGUGCGUGGCGUCAGACAAGGACUCCAGAUGUGCACAGGGAUGUGACCAUGUCAGUCGCAGAGAAGCAAGGAGUGAUGUCAGCUCUCAGGGCAUCCCAUUGGUCCAUGGACCCAUUGAGUUAAUCAAAGACGACUGAAGACUGCAACAAAGCUGCUAUAACUUCUAACAAUGUCUUCAACAUACAUCUAUUGAGGAGCAUCUAUUGCUAUCAAUAAUUCAUAAAAGUAUAGAAAUAAAAUAAUAUGAGAUGAAA
Molecule: messenger RNA, 2199 nt
Organism: Branchiostoma floridae (Florida lancelet)
Lineage: Eukaryota; Metazoa; Chordata; Leptocardii; Amphioxiformes; Branchiostomatidae
Exons: 12
Coding region: 76-2082 (668 amino acids)
Molecular function (GO): protein binding
Source: RefSeq, a predicted model, not a curated record